AUGGACCAACAACAGUCUUCACAGUCCUUCAAUGGAGCUGAUCGCAUCAGAGCUCUUAAGGAUGAUAAUUCCAUAUUCACUGCUUUCGAUACAUACCCAUGGAAAAAGGACAACAACUUUAUGUCUGGCCUCCACGCCAUCCUCGGCGAACCUAAUCAACAAAGUCCUCAAACCUCACUCGAAGAUAUGACCACGCACGCUCGUAUAUUCUACUAUGCGCAACGUAUUGGUGUCAACAUUGACUUUGGGGCCUACAAGACCUGGCUAGCAAGCAAACCUGAUCAUCAGCCUCCAGAUGUUCUGCCAGAGGAAUACCGUCAACAGGACGGAACCACUACCGCCCCAACCCCUGUCUUGGACUGGCAAAAAGCUGCGCCAAAAACUGAUCUCUAUAUCGACAAGAAGGCUGCUGCAGCGCAGUCUGGCCCACAAGAUCAGCCGAAUUAUCCUAUGGGGUUCGCUGAGAUGAUUAAACUCAUUCAAGAGGGCAAGCCUGUGCCUGGAAUUCGACAGAUACCAAACACCAUUAUUAGGGAUCCUGCUGUGAAGCCUGUUGGGGCCAGAGCUGUUCCUAGGAAGCCUUGGGAGAAAGAUGUUAAUCUCGACACUCCCGCUCUUACAGAGCUCCCAAAGGCGCUUGAUACCGAGUUUCCGCCUCUCAAUGAUGAUCUCUCUACUUCUUCUACUGCUGAGGUUUCGUAA
Messenger RNA from Fusarium coffeatum, 702 nucleotides. RefSeq lists its product as uncharacterized. The record is from RefSeq and is a predicted model, not a curated record. The coding region runs from base 1 to 702 and encodes 233 amino acids. Lineage: Eukaryota; Fungi; Ascomycota; Sordariomycetes; Hypocreales; Nectriaceae. The transcript is spliced from 3 exons.